CAUGGUUAUUGUGGUGUAACUUCAACUAGAAGUAUGAAUCCUGACGGUGAAGAAGAUCUAAUUGAGGCAGACAUCCAACAGUUGAAGACUCAAACGCUUUUAAAGAAUGUAAUUUCCCAGAGUGAUGAGUAUGAGCUAGAAGAGAAGUUGGAUGAGGUUGAGAUGGUUGGCUCUGAAGAUGAUGAAUUGGAUGUUGCCGAUAGUAAUAUGCCAGACAGCAUACAGAAAUACCUAAAUGUCAUCAACAAACGAUCAGAAGGCUUGGAAAAAGACUUAGAGGAAUGUGAACUUCUCUUGAAGGAUGCUUCGCAAGAGGAUGGUGAUGAAUUCUACUACCAGUCUGCUGAGAUGAAAGAAUUGGCUUUUGUACUUGGAGAGGAUCCAGAUGAACUACGAGAUAGGGUCCUGAGUGAAGUUGAAGAUGAGGAACGGAAAGAGUCAGAUCAUGUGAGAGAUCAUGUGGGAGGCCACCUGACAGACCCUGAAACUGACCUUGGAGACAAAACAGACUUACUACAUCAGCAGCUGGCAUUACAUACAACAGGUGAGUUGACAAUGUUUGGAGCAGCAGACUUUUUGGAGCAAAAAGCUUGGAAAGACUUACUGGAGCUGGAUAAUAAACUGAAGCAACAAGAACGCGACAUGCUACAAGAAGCACAACAUCAAAUUCUGCAACAAACAUCAAGAGAUAAACUGAAGGAUCAGAACAGGUCAGCCAAACAAAAACAACAUUCAGAUGAGCUGAAGCAAUUGCAGCAGCAAAGACAGAUAUUCCAGGAGAAGGCAGAACAGGAGCUAGAAUUAGAAUCCAAGAAACGCCAAGAAGACUUCUGUAAGCACCAGGCUGAAAUUGAGAGAUUUGCCCAAGAGACAGAAAAGGAGAAACAAGAGUUUGAACAUCAUCUUGCUGCUGACAGGGAGUUUAAACAGAGACAAAGAUUGCAAGCAGCAACACUCAUUCAGGCUGCAGUGCGCUCAUAUAGAGUUAGAAGGAAGUACCUUCCUCGAUUAAAACGGUUGAGAGAAGAAAGACAACAACGACAGCUUCAGAAUAGACAGAUGGAGAUUGUUGCCUUGAGAAGAGCUGAAGAGCAAAGGAGGAAGCGAGAGAGAGAAGAAAAGAAAAAAAAGGAAGAAGAGGAGAGGAGGAGAAAAGAGGAAAUACGUAGAAGAGAAUUAGAAGAAAGACAGAAGCAAGAGAGACUGGAAAAGGAAAGGAUAGACCAAGAACGGAAAAGAAUAGAGAUGUUGGAAAAACAGAAAAGAGAGGAAGAAAAACACCAGCAUGAAGAACAGUUGAAGAAAGAAAGAGAAGUAGAAGAAAGAACACAGGAAAUUUUGUCCAAAAUUAAAAAUGAGACAAACUCAACUUCUAAAGUUACUGAUGAAAAACUGACAGAUAAUGAGAGAGUGGAUCAUGUAGAUGUGCAUGAUGGGCCAACAUAUGAAUCUGUGGAAGUAUUUUUAACCAAAACACAGGAAAGUCAGACACUAAAGCACAAGUACACUGAUACUGACCUAAUUGAAGGACAACCUGCAAAUACUUCUAUACAAACAUCCAACCAAAUCAUGCCAGACAAGACCUUGGAUACAUCCUUGCCAGCCAAUCCAGCUAUGGAUGUUCAGCUGCAAAAUCAUAACAGUACCUCUUCUCAGGAAGCAGAUAGAGGGAGUCCUAAGUUAAUAUCAGGUGACUCAGUGAGAGAAUGUAUCACCAAGAAAGAGGCUGCAGCUACAAUCUUGAAAGGUUCAACUCUACAGGUCCUUUCAGAAACUAUUGAUGUGUAUCCAGAUAGGAAAGGAGCUGUGUUAGACAGUGAUGCUCAGUGUAAUGCUGGGCAAGCAAUUCUAGAGAAGGUGAAAUCAGUAGAGGACCUCCAUCACCAAAAAAGCAACACAAACCUAGCCCUAGGUGCCAACCUUGAGGCAAGACGGCUCCUAUGGAUACAGGGUUGUGUCUCUCUCAGAUGUCAUAUUAAAGAUGUGGAGUGUAAGGAGACAAGGCGACCAUUAAGGAGAGUCCAUGGUGCCAAUAAACUUCCUGCUCUGAAAGCAUCUCAGUUGCUCGCUGCUUCACAGCCAGGAAGUCAACUCUCGCAGGUAACCACAGUCAUGGUUGAGAAUUCACCGCCUUUUUCACUGUCAUCUCUGACAACUUGUCCUCGUCUUAUAUGUCUGCACAUUGAGCACUGUGGAGUCGUGCUGCUUGAAGGUCUCGAUCAAUGUGCUGAUAUCUCAUAUAUAGAUCUUCAGCAUAACAAAGUUGAAGCACUGCAUUGUUGGGACAAGGCUCAGCUUACCCAACUGAUGCUACAAGACAACAAACUAACAUCAACUUAUGGACUAGAUGGAUGCACUCAACUCAGAUAUGUUCAGCUAUGCAAAAACAAUAUUACUCGAACAGGGGGCUUGGAAUCUCUGACCAAUAUUACUCAUCUGGACAUCAGUCAUAAUCAGCUAGUCGGCAUCAGUGGUAUUGGCCAGCUAGUUCAUCUGCAAGAUCUCAACCUGUCACAUAAUCAUCUGUCAUCUGUACAAGAACUUCACACUUGUUGCUUGUUACAAAGAUUAAACAUAGAAAGUAACAGCUUGGUUGAGAUGCCUCCGGUGCAGGAUCAUGUGUUACUUAACAAUCUGAGAUUGAGUGACAACAGCAUCAGCCAUGUUACCCCAUUGAGUCAGGCCUGGUUACCAAUGCUGCAGCAUCUCUCUUUGGCACAAAAUGGCAUAUUUGAUCUAGCAGACAUAAAGUAUUGUCUUAUGUUAACAAGACUUGACAUCAGUCACAACUGCAUAACAGAUAUGAAUGUGAUUGUUGAGGCUUUGAGGGAAUGUUAUCAACUUCAAGACUUGUGUCUUGAGGGUAACCCUGUCACUCAGGAAGAUCAAUACAGGUGCACUGUGUUGGGUACUUUGACGUGGUUGCAUGUACUUGAUCAUGAAGCUGUCAUGAAGCCUGUGUCUAUACCCUCUGCAAGGACUCCAUUGGAACGAAUGUGUCUGUCACAGUUGCAUGUCCAGGAUAAACUACGAACAACAUAUCAACAGCAUACUGCGUCCAUAAUGGGAAAAUCUGCUAGUAGCAUCCUUCAAGUGCACCAAGUACGAGAUGCCUAUAUGAAGUGUAGUUUGGAGCAAGCAAUUGCACAUCGAUGCAUGCAUGAGACUGCUGACUUGGCAGAGAUUCAACAUGCUUUACCAUGUAGUCAAGAAGCCAUCUUUUAUGAGUAUAUAUCAAUGCAAACAAAUACUGAGGAAUACAGGACAGAAUCUUCCAAUGUAACACCAUUAGAUGGGUGCAACACCAAGGAUUGCAAUGCCCAAAGAGCACUUAGUGGCCAUAGUCCUGUAGAUGACACUGUUAACGUCCCACCAGGAAGGCAGGAUAGUGCUAAUAGUGCCAAGAUUUGUGAUCACAGUCCUACCGUUGAUCACACAAAGACUAUGGAAUUCAUUGCGGGUGUUUCAUCAUGUGACCAAAUGCAACCUGCAGUCAUGGAUUGCAUUCCUGCACCUGAUGUCUUCCCAACUUCUUCCAUUGUAACGCAGCAUCCAAGCAUAUCAGAUCCAUCUCAUCAGACCCAUUUUGUAGGUCCUAGUCCAACAUCUGCUGUAAUCUGCCGGCCAGACAUAGAUGAAAACAGAGGUACUCAGUCACUGCUACAACAAAACAGUCAUGCAGCAACAGUGAUUCAGGCUCGGUGGAAGGGCUACUUGGUCAGACGAAACCUUGAUGUCCAUGCCAAACAGUACUUGGCAGCUCUACGCAUACAGGCAUUGUGGAGAGGCUUUAAAGUCAGGAAGAUGGUAGCAUUAGCCAGACAAGCUGUGCGUUACCAUGACAGUGAGGAUGAAGAUGAAGCUAUGUUCUAUGAUGAGGUUGAUCCAGCAGCAUGGGACUUUGCCCAGGCAAAUGUUGAUAGUGAAUGGUUGCCAUCGGACACUCCCAGUAUACCGAGAAUUCAUCCAUGUGUACCUGCUACUCAGACCCAAGUCCAACCAGUCCAAGCACUUACUCGGCAUGACAUCCCUGAACCACCAAGACAAGCUUGGUAUGCUUCACCCAUACCUCCAGCAAAUGUGUACACUAGCAGAAAUAGUCAAUCAUCACCUCAUCUCAUCAGCAAACCUCCUAUCCCACCAGUGCAUUCAAGUCCAGCAAGUGAUACACCUAGAACAACCAAGAGUCACAAACAGGAUCAGAUAUCACAGGAAUGGGGUUUCAAAGAUUCUACCACAGCAGAGUUAAUGAUGAAGCGUGCUAAGAAAUUGUCUAAAGGAGCAGGCACACACAAGAAAAAAGCACUUGAUCCUUUACAGCGAUAUCAACACAUGAAGAAAGUCCAUGAUUCUACUCGAGUGGUUCCCUCUCCUAAAAGGGGUGUACAGAGACAGGAGUUCUUCCAAGCUCGAGAACAGGAGAUCCAAAAUACAAUGGCAGCACAGAGAAAGGAGAAAGAACACAAAGAUGCUAGAACAUUGGAAUGGGUUCACAGUCAUACUGGAGUUCCAGAUGACAUGUUGCAAGAGUAUGGCAGACAGAGCAGUAGUGAGCCCAAUUUACCUGCUAUUAGUCCCAAUGCAAUACAGGGGAGAGUUCAACUCAUGGCGAGUCCCUUACUGGAGUUGCAGUCUAUUGAUGGUGCUAGCAGCGUAAGCAGUACGUCACAUAGGCCAAGAAGCCAUUCAUUCUCAUCACAUUCACAUGAAGAACUUCGCUUACCAGCAAUUAAGACCAAUUCAGCGCCAAGUGGAAGAACCCGUGAGAGGGGAGGAAUUGGGAGUAACAGGCCAGUGCUCAAAGGAUGGACCAGUAAACGAUGAACUUUACCUUGCCAUUGUGUUAUGGCUGCCUCCCAGAGUAUCCAAGAACCACUUUUUUUUUCCCCAAAGCUACGUUCCAGUAGCUGCUUCCAAGUAAAUUUGUUGGACAUGUUGAUGUGUUUGCCUCUUGCUGCCGAUAGGAUUACAUUGCCUGAUUCAGUCAGAAUGCAUCAAGUACUCCUGCUGUUGCUUUCUACUGUUGUCUGUCAUUCUCACAUGAAAAGUGUGUAAACAAUGGACAGGACUGUACCUCUAUGAAAUGUGUUUGGUGACUUUUCCUGCAGAGGCAGUUUGAUUCAAAGUUUAUGGCAGACCCUGGAGUAGCUGGCUUGUUUGUUGUUCAUGUUGGCCAUGUAUAAUUUUAGUGUCAUCCAAAAAUGAAUGGCUUUACCUUGAGAAUCACCAAUGUAAUUUGUAUAUGUCUGCAGUCCUAAAGUGCUUGUCUUCGUGAAAUGUGUGAUUGGUUAGAGCUCUUUGUCCUCCGUGGAAGUCAUCGAGGUGAUCUUAGAGAAGUACAACUGACCAACACAGUCAUUCUGGAAGUUUAAUUCCUAUCGAAAGAACUCAAUGCCAUAUCACUAUCCAUAAACAACCAAAUGGCUGAAUGCAACACAGUUUGCAUGAUCACCUGGAACACCUGCCUGCACCAUUGUGGCAGCAAGGGGUACAUUUAGUACAAUACAUGCAUGCCAAUACAUGUACAUGUAUUGGCAUGCCUGGUAUCCACUCCGAUUGGAAGAGGUGCACCCCUCUUCAGCCAAGAAAAGAGAGGCUGGUGCACAGUUUUUCAACUGGGUUCAAACAUGCAGUCAGUGCAUAUGCUAAGACCACACAUUUCAACAAAGCUGUUUGAACUGUUGAUUACUGAAAUGGUUGCAUGGGCUUCAAGCAGCUCAUGCCAAACAGACAUGAGUGAAUUCCUUCCAAAAAAGCAUUGUUAGCACAUGCCUUCUCUUGUUCCUACACCGAGUUGAUGGCAUGCAUAAGGUUGUAUACUUCUGAACUACAUGUACUGACCGUGGCUUGAGACAUACACAUGUACUGCAUGUUGUCUGUCAGUUGUAACCGUACCUUUUCUUUCAAACCCUGUGUUCCCAGUUUUAAUUUUACUCUAAUUUUUUCAUGUUUUCUUCAGCCUCAGUGUGUGUUUAGAUUCAUACUCUUCCUCAUUUUGUAUUUUUUCCAUCAUUCAUGUCAAUUAAGUAACAUCAAUACAUCUGUGACCAUUUCCACCCAAGGUGAUUGUUGUGUCUUUGUCAAUUUUCUAUUUGCAGUUCUCAUGAUACAAGUUUCUUGCUGAAUAAUUCUGUUUGUCUCAAUCAUCUCGGGUAAAAAUAAAGUCACUCAUCUGCCUUGAUGUGAAGGCAUCAUGGCAUCUAGUAUACAGAUAUGAUUUUCACAGAAACGGUACCAUUGCUGAUCUUUCUGGCUUGUAAAUGCACAUGUAAGCUGUUACAUGUACAGAUAUGCACUGUACUCAGGGCUCCCGGCAGAAAUAACAUUUAGUUGUUGAAAUAAAUUUUCAAAUUAUUCUAGCCAAAUGAAAUAUGAGAGAUUAUCAUCAUCCAUAAUAAUAACAAUCAUACAUUUCAAACACUUCCAUGUUUAUAUUACUUAUUUUAUUAAUACAAUUGUGGAUUUACACAUUUUUUAUAAACAUUAAUGUUGUUAGUGCAAUAACAUAUAAAUAAUUACAGUACUUGACUGCUGACUUCCAUAGUUAAUUUUGUAAAUAAGGCAAGUCUCAUACUAUAGGCCUUGAAAUUGUCAUGUCAUUUAUGACAUCAGCAAGGGGCAAAUAUUUACACACAAAGAUUUUCAGAGAGAUCCCACCAACAUGUACAAUAGUUCAACCCCCUGUCAGUAUUACCUGGUCUCUGUAAUUCUGUUAUUUAUACCUGUAACAGUGAUGCUUUGUCAAGUACUUAUUGCCGGCAAGAUAAAAAGGUUAGUUAAACAUUAAGUGUCGUUUCCCUCCAGCCUGUUGCUUAUAUAAUAUAAAUGGAAGUAAAGGUGUAUAUUGCAGCCAGUGUUGUUGUCAAGACUGUUAUAAGACCAGUCACAAGAAACAGGCUAGACAGUGACAAAGGAAUGCUUUUGUUGCAGUUCAUAUGAAUAGUUUGUGACUUGAAUUCAGACUGGAGGUUAUGAUGGCCUUGUUUGAUCUUGUGAUGGUCAGAAGAGGUCUCAACCACAACACUGAUCGCAGGUAUGAUACUUUUCCUAUUUUAAAAGAUUUCAGUAUUUUUUCCCAUCGGUUUAUCCCUCAGUUUUCAACAUUCUGUACUGUAGUAACUAUAGUUUUGGGGUCUGCAAGGAAUUUUUCAGAGUCAGUUAUCCAAUAUUGAGACAACUGCUCACAGUCAUUUUAAGGCCCAUAUUUCUUUUACUGUAUUGGUCCAUAAAUAUUAUCAACGUAUGCGCAAGUCCUGACUUUCACUUUUUGCUGUGCAUAAACAGACUGUAAAUAAAAAUAUGAAUGUCUACAUUAGGUCACUACGACAAGCGCACUGAAUCUAAAGAGGAAAUUGUGCUGAGCCACACGGCACUAUUGUACUUAUGUGGGACGUUAAAAUGUAAAUAGGAUGUUAAUGAUCAAUAUAUAUUGCAGUGUUUAUUGUUGUGGAAUUCUGCACGGUCCUUAACAAAAUAUUCAGUCUCAGAUACUUGAGAAUGACAAUACAACUUGAUUCAAUUUAUUCCAGCAAUUAGAAAUAAAAGAUCUAAUAUUGUUGAAUUUUG
Acanthaster planci (crown-of-thorns starfish) is the source of this 7566-nucleotide messenger RNA. It is a transcript of the gene lrriq1, whose product is annotated as leucine rich repeats and IQ motif containing 1. NCBI's taxonomy places the organism in Eukaryota, Metazoa, Echinodermata, Asteroidea, Valvatida, Acanthasteridae. Gene Ontology annotation, molecular function: protein binding. The record is from RefSeq and is a predicted model, not a curated record.